Stylonychia lemnae is the source of this 786-nucleotide messenger RNA. Lineage: Eukaryota; Ciliophora; Spirotrichea; Sporadotrichida; Oxytrichidae. The record is from the annotation of a GenBank genome assembly.
AUGAAAGCAAGGUUUGAAUCACUGACAAUUAAUGCUUAUGGCUCAAGGGUACAAAAGAAAGAUCCCUCUGAUCUAAAGUUUGCGGUUUGCCAAUCAGUUUGUCCUGAAAAUGCUUCUGCUGAGGAGAAAAGAAUCUAUUAAUACCUAGACGAUCAAAAAAUAUUCAUGCUAGAUGCAAAGCAAGUGCUAGAGCAUUAAAUUGAUAAGGACUGUCACUCUCCCAUUCUUGCGCAGUAGUUUCUAAAAAAGUAACAGAUUUAUUCAGCUCAAAUGCGUGGACCUUCUUUCCUUUAGAGAAGGAUGGAGCAAAAAGCUAGCUAGCUAAGUGUCGGAGUUAAAGAAGGCUGUGCCUCAGUUAUGAAGCAGUUAAAGUCUGAAACUAUAAAGGGUAUUAAUAAUGAGAACUUCGGGUCAGUCGACUCUUGCGAUGAGUUAUCAUAGGUCUCUAUUUCUGGUACUGAUCAUCACUAUUUAACUGGGGCUAAUGAAAAGGUUAUUUUGCUAAAAACAAAGGAAAAUCUAAAUUCAAACAAUAUUGAUUAUGAACAGAUUUAAAUCCAAGGAGAUAAAUCUUACAACUUUCGUUAAUCACCUCCAAUAUUUAGCAAGCUAACCCUACUCAAUGUUCAUUAGUAUGAUUAAGAACAAUAAACUUCACAAUCAGCAUUUACCAUUAAUAGUGAUAAUAAGCAGUAGUAGAUGUAAAUAAUAAAUAGUAGAAUGGUUGCGUAACAGGUAAAUUCUAAUCAAGAUGAUACUGGCAACUCCUCGAAAUUGUAAUAAUGA